UCACAUGAUUUAGCAACCGGCGCGCGGUGCGGAAGAAGCGGCGUGUGUUCGCUCGAAUCUUCCUGUAAAGUGCUCUUUGUGUCAACAUGGCCUCAGAUGACAUCGCUCAGCUGGCUGAUGCUCUCUCAAAGACCCAUGUCGGGGAUGGGGAGUUGAGCUACAAAGGCCUGGGACUGAAGCUUGACAACGCAGAAUCUGUGGAGGAUGUGGUCCGGGAGAUCGAGCAAUACCAGGGUCUGAGAGCUCUGCGUCUUGAAGGAAACACUAUGGGAGUGGAAGCAGCCCAAGCCAUUGCUAAAGCUCUGGAGAACAAAGACCUGCUCCAGAGAUGCUACUGGAGUGACAUGUUCACCGGCAGGCUGCGCUCUGAAAUCCCAACAGCCCUGAGGUCCUUGGGCGGUGCUUUGAUGAGUGCUGGAGCCAGACUGACAGAGCUGGACCUGAGUGAUAAUGCUUUUGGGCCAGAUGGUGUCAAGGGGAUUGAGCAGCUGCUGAAGAGCCCUUCCUGCCACACCUUGAGGGAGCUACGGCUCAACAAUUGCGGCAUGGGGAUCGGCGGAGGAAAGAUCCUGGCUGAAGCUCUGAUGGAGCGCCACAGACAAUCAUCAGCCCUCGGAGCUCCAUUUAAACUGAGAGUGUUCAUCGCAGGGAGGAACCGCCUGGAAAACGAGGGAGCUAGUGCACUGGCGAAGGCUUUUCAGUUGAUGGGCAGCCUAGAGGAGGUUCACAUGCCUCAGAAUGGAAUAAACCACGCAGGUGUGAUGGCGUUGGCUUCAGCCAUGCGACAAAACCCAGAGCUUCGAGUCCUCAACUUCAAUGACAACACCUUCACCAAGAAGGGAACACUGGCCAUGGCUCAGGCUUUAAGGCACCUCAGGAACGUCCAGGUGAUCAACUUUGGUGACUGUCUGGUCCGCUCUGAGGGAGCCAUUGCCCUUUCUGCAGUUCUGAGAGAAGGACUACCUAUCCUCAAGGAGCUCAAUCUGUCAUUUGGUGAGAUCACUGAGGUAGCAGCUCUGGUGGUGGCUCAGGCUGUCAUGGACAAACCUCACAUGGAGAAAGUGGAUCUGAACGGUAAUUGUCUGGGAGAGGAGGGCUGUGAAGCUUUGAGAGAAGCUAUGGAGAACAUGGACAAAGGAGACAUGCUGACAUCACUCAGUGAUGAUGAGGGAGAACCAGAUGACGAGGACGAAGAUGAGGAAGAUGAGGAUGAAAACAACAAUGAUGAUGAUGAUGCUGUUGAUGAUUUGAAUGAGGAGAUUGAGGAGUACGGUGAAAUUGUGAAGGAAAAUGGAAUAUCAAGAAAAGAAGACAGUCCUGCGAAAUCUCAGAGCCCAGCAGAAGUCUUGUCCUUCCUUAACUGUCCCUCUGCAGAAAAGCUCCUUCAGCUGGGAGAUAUGAGGACAAGCAUUCAUGAACAGUUUGAUGCGUCUGAGCCACAGAAGACUGCUGAUGUCCUUUUGAAAAUAAGCUCCUUGUACAAUGAGGAUCUAGAAACAAAGGCGGCUGUUCUAGAAACUAUCGAUGCAGUUCUGAAGAAGCUGCUCUCUGGUUCUACCUUCCAAUCCUACUGUUUCCUCUCCACACUGCUGGUCAUGAUGGGACUUCUCAAGACGCUGGAGAUACGGACCCGUAGCAUCGGUACUACAGGGAGAGGGGAAAAUGAAAAAAGUUUUGCUGGUCCCAGGUCAGCUGUUAUGUUUGGAACAUGCCGUCCAGCAGGAAUACUUCCCUCAGCAUCACGCCUCACUGCUUCACAUCUUCCUGUCCAAGAACAGCGAAGCUCUGAAGUCAUGCAGCAGUGCCAGAGAGCGACUGAGCUCUGCUCUGGAGAAGAAGUGCCACAACUAACACUGAUCCAACCAGCCAGUGCCAGUACCAACAAAGGGACACAGACACACACUGUACUGACAUUCAUGUUUUUUCAUCAUCAGAACCAACAGGGAUGCUUUACACUUGAACAAAGGACAAGUACAACCACUGCUGUCCUCUCCUGAUUUGUAUAGUUUAUGAAGGCAAGACUGUCCAGAAUGUCUUAAUUAUUUUUCUACUUUUGCUUGUGACUUAUAUUUUUAUAGAAAAUAGAUACAAAAAAUAAAAAUAUAGAACUGCACAUCAUCUAGUCGUGGGUAUAAUGUGUAAGAAAAAACAAAAAUAAACUGACUGUAAUCCGAAGUGAAGCUAAUGUUUAGGCACUGUCCAUCUGGCACCUUUUGAAACACAUCUGUUUCUUUGAUAGGCUUAUCUUCAAAAUUCACUGGUAAACAGUGAGGAAAUAGUAAAUCUGUUUAUACAGAUUAUGCCCAGGUCUUGAUAAAUUUGAAAAUGGUAAAAUAAAAACAAGCAAAGUGUGGCAGAUAUUGUCUUAAUAAGCACACAAUGACAGAUUAGCUGUGGUUUUAGACAUGCAUUUUUGUUACUCUUUCUGUUGCUGUGAAAGCUUAAUUAAGGAGUACUGAAAUGGUAAUUCCAAAAUAAAUACAAUCUAUAGAUGAAAAUAACUUGGUCAAAAGCACAGAGGUGACUUUAUUAUUUUUUGACAUUGCUUAUUUGGGACAAUCUUUCAUCAGUUAUAAUGGCCCCACUGCUGCUUGUAAAGCUCCAGUCAAUUCACAGCACUGUCAGCAACGAUAGAAGCACCACACAUCCUCACCCAUGAACCUGAAACACAGCGUGUGUUUAAAUCAGCCUGAAAUGAACCCAUCUGUAGAACUUCAGAGAUCAGGAGACGGCAAUCACUUUUAUCUGAUGUUUCUACUUGAAAAUGUGCUCUUAUAUGACUUUGUGUUGCACAAAUGUACUUAAUGUGUAUUACCUCAUAUAGCUCUUUGUGAUGUGAUGGAGCAUUUAAAGGAAAUUGGAAAGGAACAUAUUUUACUGGCAUUUAAAUCAUCUGCAUUUAUUCAGUUAGGAGGAUAUUGGUUUGCCUGAUAUGUUGUUGAAUUGUUUUUAAAAAAUAUAACUCCUCUAACAAGUC
Messenger RNA from Acanthochromis polyacanthus (spiny chromis), 2977 nucleotides. It is a transcript of the gene rangap1b, whose product is annotated as Ran GTPase activating protein 1b. Gene Ontology annotation, cellular component: cytosol; perinuclear region of cytoplasm; nucleus. Lineage: Eukaryota; Metazoa; Chordata; Actinopteri; Pomacentridae. The coding region runs from base 87 to 1997 and encodes 636 amino acids. Gene Ontology annotation, molecular function: small GTPase binding; GTPase activator activity. Gene Ontology annotation, biological process: signal transduction; nucleocytoplasmic transport; activation of GTPase activity. The record is from RefSeq and is a predicted model, not a curated record. The transcript is spliced from 17 exons.